UGGGUAGGCUACGGUAGGCCCUAACCUAACUGUGUUACUGUGUUAUUCCGUGCACAGGAGAAUUUAACGUUGCUGGUUAGGACCGCGCGUUCUUUAAUUAUAAAUUAAACCAAAUCUACUGGAAUCAAGUGUUUCACAAUUAAAAGAAUUUCAAGUGUUGGUAAUUUAAUAGAGUUAAAAUAUAAAAAAAAUGCAGUAGGCCUAAUAAUGUAAGUGGUGCAAAAUUUCAUUAAAAUGAAAAUGACUAGAUCUAUGACUCAUGACAAAAUCAGUUUAAUUAUUUAAUAACAAUCAUAUUGAACAAUGAAUGAAAUAUUUAAUUAUUUCGAUGAUCAAUGUUUGAGAUAUUAUGAUAUAUUGUUUUGAUAAUUCAUAACCAUAUAUUAUUAUGAUAUUAGGGCCUAUAUGAUACUAAUAAAACGAAGGUCAAUUUUGGGCCCAAUGCAGUUAGUGACAGGGCCGGAGGUGUCUUACAGUUACACUACUUACACUCCAGGGGUUUAAGUUUAAAAGUCAUGGAGGUUACCCAGUCAACUACUGGCCAUAGUUCCAUUUGUCAAAAAAAAUUCGAAUUAUACUUUUAGCACAGAAUUUAUUUGAUAGCCUGAACUGAUAGCUUUUUUUCUUCUCAUUUUGUAAUUUUGUCUUGAAAAAAGAAGGGGUGGCCCAUCCCCAUAUAAAUAUACUAUUACUAUUUUAUUUCUUAUUUUUUAAUUGAAAUUGGGGGAAGGGUUGGGAAGGUUGCUCCCCAGAAGAUUACUUUAAAGAUGAUGUGUUCUUAUGAACAAUAUCUAUUUGCGCUGAGAAUUUUAUUAAAUCAGCUUAAUUCAUUUAAAUGGCAUAUUGUAUAUUUAAAAAUGCAAUUAGCUAUGUUUCUAUGUUGCUCUUACUCUUACGUUCAUAUUGACUCAAUCCAAUACUUCUGAAAAUUUCAGUGCAAUGCUAGCUUUAUUUGUUUCAAAAUUAUGUAUGUAAUGUACAAAUGUAUCAGCUAUGGUUCCAGGGAUUUUGAGCAGGCUUUUUUCUUUGCCCAGCUCCGUGCCGAACAAAUUUUAGUCAGCUUCGUUCCAAUCUCCUGAAAAUUUAAAAGAGGUAGGGAAUGCUGAGAGGGAUACUAAGUAUUGAAAGAAAUGUGUUUAUUAUUGUCAAUAACCCAUCUUAUUAACCAGGCAAUAGAAAUGCAUGUACCUUAGACCUUAGUACGAGCAACUUAGCUGUAGUAGAGUGGAGCAACAUAUUUGUAAACGAGUGGGACAACAUAGAUGGUAGAAGAAUAGGGCAUCAAUUUUAAUAGAUUAAUUUUUAAACAAAAUUUUAAAAGUUGAGCUUGUGGCCGUAAAAAUUUUAACAGCUCUAGCAAAAAUCCUCCCUUAGGAAAAAAUACCCUACUCCAGAGCUCCAGCUCUGCAAGGUCCCUUAUAUUAAUUUGUAAAAUCUUGAUGUAAACUGUAAAUUAAAUUUUUUUAUAUUUAUAAAAUACUUUACUGUCAAAUGGACACUAUAUGUUUCUACUAAAAAUUUCAGAAUGAUAGCUUUAUAAGUUUAAUAAUUGUCACUUUAAGAAAAUAAAAUUUUUGACCUCUGUUUUCAUUGUACUGUCACCUCCUUAUAAGAUCAUAUUUUCCAUUAAAAAAAAUUGUAAUUCAUGUGUUGUGUAUGUUUUGUUCAGCAAUGUUUUGUAAAUGUCUCCUCAGAAUAUGGUUGCUGUAGUGUAUAUUUAACUAACAAUAAUAAAAGUUACCUAAAGAAUUUGAAAAAGUUAAUUAAACAAUCACAGUAAUUACAUUUAAAUACAAAGCCAUAAUAAAAGCUUUAUGGUCACAUUGAAAUUACUGUGUCAUCUAACUUAUAUUAAAAAAAGCUUAAAUUGUCCUAGCUGUAAGAUUAUUUGAUGGAGGAAAGUGUUGGGGCAGAGCAUUUGCACAAUUAGAUUCUGAUGAAGUCGGCAGGCGGUAGUUAAGUUCUACUUUUUAGUUUUCAGCCUGGGUAAAGGAUUUUGUAAGCAUUGGCUGUUUUAAAAAAAUACUUCUUUUGUGGAUAAUUUGCAGAUUAAAAUUUGUAUACUAUAAAGUAGAAAUUUAAAAAAAUAUUUUAAAAACCUUUAAACAAAUUUUGUACGGAAAUAAAGUCUGUGCAGAAAAUAUUUUUAAAAUUAAAAGAAAAAACAUUUAAAUAUAAGUUUCUUCUUUUAAUUAGAAUCCUUUUGCUUCAUAGAGUGCCUAACUACCCUUCUGCACAUAAUUUCUUUGUGUAACAAAUUUUAAGAAAACUAUUUUCUACUUUUUUGUUUUAGUUUUAGUGCAUUUAAACUUGUCUACAAAAGUCUUUAAAAAAUUUUUUUAAAAUAUUAUUUUUAUUAAAGAUGCAUAACUAUUUUUUAAAAAUCUUUUAUUAUUUUCCAGAAACUUAAUGACCUGUGAGCCCUCAGUGGAGCAAUCUAUGAGUAUCAUUAGCAGAAAGUAAAAAUGAAGACGUGGACAUUGCAACUAUAUCUCAUUUAUCUGGCACUGGUUCCUUCAAAAAGCAUUGAAAUUUAUUUAAAUUCACAUCUUCACUGUGACAAAACACUUGAAGUAACUCUAGAGAAAACCUACCUGGUGAGAGCUGAUGUGAGCCCUGAUACAGAGACAAGCACUUUCCGUGACUGCGAAGUUGUUUUUCACGCACAGAAUGUGAAUGGUCAGCUCUGUAUCGUCCAAGAAGGUGAACUGAGUAUGAUCAAAGACAGCAAUGUUGAAUUUCAAGCAUAUGAUGGUUUCGGGGAUACUGCUGAAAAUAUUUUUACCCUAGAGUAUUACCCAAGCGUAUGGAACUAUAGGGAGCACUGCACACAGUCAUCUUAUAUCACACUGUAUCUCCGAAGAAAAAAUAAGAACAUCAAGGUGAAUAUCCAGAAUAUUUGGAUAAAUUUCCAUAUUAUUGACAUAGAGAGUAAAGAUCGUAGGCUGUACAUGGAUGAUGAUUACUACUGCUCUGUUACUUACCACCUUCAUAAUAGUUGGGUGAGUGUUUACAACAGACAAAAUGAGGCCAAGCAUGUCACUGUAGACAAAUGUGGUUUGCGAUUUGAAAAAGAAACGGGUAGAAACACAAGUAUUUGUUUCCUUUACACUCCAAUGGAGAGUGUAAAAUACAGCAGGGAUUGGAAUUUGUCUGUGUCCAAGGAAUUUAAACUUGCAGCAGAAUAUAUUAUAUACCAGCUGAAAUGGGAUGAUGCUAAGGCUAAAGAAACUCAUGCCUGGUGUGCAAAUGGCUCAAUAGACUCACUUGUUCUUAUUUUAGAACGCACCGGAAAGAAUUUCUCACAAGAACCGAAACAGAUGUUUCAAGUCAUAGCCACAGAUCACAGUGGGACUGAAGAAAGUCUAAUGCAAUCGCUUAAACAUGAUAAUGAAAAUGACUGUAGUUAUGUAUAUAUUAUUGUUGUAAUUCUUGUCAUUGUGCUGAUGAUUGCAUUUGUUGUGCUAUUCAAGAUGAAAAACCAAUUGUUUAAAAAAAUGUUCUUUGGUGAAUACACCCGUGCACAUAACCCUGGAGGAAAAGAAUCCAAAAAAUCAGAGUUUAAUCUCUGAACUGUCGCAUUUAUUUUUAUGAGCCAUAAAAUUAAGAAAUGCAUUACAUUUUUUAAAAUGAUUGUUCAUUUCCCUCUAUUACAUUUAACAGGAGUUGAAAGACACGUGUUCCCCAGUUGGCAGUCAGCUGUUGAAAAAUGCCUCCACUUGAAAAACUACCAUUAGAGAAACUUGUGCAUACCGUGUAUUAUAUUUCUGUUCCCUUAAAUUUCUCAUAUAAACCAAUGGUAUGCUCUGCCAACUACUUUAUCAAACUCACUUCUCAGGGAGAGGCCCUUGAGGAAGAAAGGUUAUUUGAGAGCACUUUAUCAUCACUUUACUUGUAGGUUAGAUCACAUUUGCCACAACUGAUUGAUUUGGUGCCUAGUGUUGUUUUGAAGUAAAAAGGAAUAUGCUUCUGUUACUGUGCGGUUAUUAUUAAACAAAAUGAGUUACAGUACCGUAAUGGUGAGAAUAGUGUAACAAAUUAAAAUGGUCAGAUUGCAUAUAAUGGUUGUUACCCGGUAUAUAUUAAUAUAAUUUAGCAAUUAUUUUGCCUCCCUAAAGUUAAGGACUUUAAAAAAAAAAAGAAAAAACCACUUACGGAAAAUAUUUUAUUAUUUUAUGCAGCUAAUACUUAAAUAAGAACCAAACAAAGGGGUUAAAGAAAACUUGAUCAUGUAAUUGUUAAAAGAAAAGAGUUUUGAAUAUAAAUGUAAAAAUAUUAAAUAAUACUUUGCUUAUCUCUGCUAAAAAAUUUGACAAUGUUUCAGUCCAACCGGCUGAAUCCCGUCACUGAAUAUUUAUCUGACUAGAGACUCUUGCCCAAAGAAAUUCCCAACAGCUUGCAGGGUGUGUAUAUAACUAUGUGUUGUGUACAUUUUAAUGCACACAAUUUAUUUGCAUUUGGUUGAUGACCCCUUUGCAUUUUUUUGUUGCCCUGAAGGGUUUAACAACAUUCUUAUUUUAUUCAACUGAUAGUUGAAGUCAGAAUUUUUGUAUGUGUACACAUUUGUAUAGCUUUAAUCAAUGUUGGUUUAUUGCAAGAUAAAAGCUAUAUCUAUUAAUGAGUCGUCC
This is a messenger RNA of Lymnaea stagnalis (great pond snail), 4628 nucleotides long. The record is from the annotation of a GenBank genome assembly. Lineage: Eukaryota; Metazoa; Mollusca; Gastropoda; Lymnaeidae.